Molecule: messenger RNA, 6974 nt
Organism: Oncorhynchus mykiss (rainbow trout)
Lineage: Eukaryota; Metazoa; Chordata; Actinopteri; Salmoniformes; Salmonidae
Source: RefSeq, a predicted model, not a curated record
CAUCGAUGAAACCUUGGCUCGGGUAGCGCAUGCGCGGUCAGAGGGAGAGGGUCGACGAAUCCCCGCUCAGGAGUCACAACCCGUGUUGCACCACCGGUGUCAUUCGUAAUUUGGGAUGCUUGAAGCACGAUGGGGAACUGCUAUCCUCAUUUAUAGAAUGACAGAACAAUUUGGAUAAAUGGCGAUUUUCAAAAGGAAACUGUACCAGCUAUGUUUUCUGUUUUUUGUUUUGUUUAUUCCACUAUCAGGUGUUUUUUGUUUCAGUGAACUCUCCUUCAUCAUCGAGCCCAGUGAUAUUACAGUGAUAUCCAAGGAUCCAGUGGUCCUGGACUGUGUGGCCCACGGACAGCCUCCCAUCGUCAUCGGAUGGCUGAGGAAUGGAGUCGGGCUAGCUGAGAGCGAGCGGCUUCGGUUCCUGUCCAACGGCUCACUGUACAUACUGGAGGCCAGGAGAGAUGGAGAAGGGUCGGACGGAGGGUUUUAUCAGUGCCUCUCCCAGAACAAAUAUGGAGCCAUCCUAAGCCAAAGAUCCCGCCUGACUAUCGCAAAUAUCUCACCAUUCGUGGUGCAGCCCGUGCCUUUGGAGGUGACCGAAGGUUCCGUGGCCAGGUUCACCUGCCAGGUGACCUCUAACCCUCCUGCCACCAUCACCUGGGAGCUAGACCAAAGCACACUACCGUUGGAGACAGACAGAAUCACAGUCCUGCCCAACGGAGCUCUCCAGAUUCAAAAUGUCCAACUAGAGGAUGCUGGGAAGUACCGUUGUGUGGCCACCAACAUCGGCAACCGCGUCAAGAGUAGAAAGGCAACGCUCUCCGUCAUCAACCAAGGUUCUGGCCCUAAACCGCGUCAGAGGCCCCGGAUCAUAGCGGGCCCCCAAAACAUGACUGCUUCCCUCCACUACACCGUGGUCCUGGAGUGUGUUGCUACGGGCAACCCCAGACCCAUCAUCUCCUGGAGCCGGGCCGACAGUAAACCCAUCGACGUGUUCAAUGCCAGAGUGCUGGGCAGUGGAAACCUGGUGAUCAGUGAUGUGAAGCCUCAGCACAGUGGAGUCUACCUCUGUAGAGCCACCACCCCAAGAACACGCAACUACACCAUCGCUACUGCCAACCUCACCGUGCUCGAGCCCCCAUCACUGGUGGAGAGACCCGAGAGCCAGACCCGUCCCAGGGCUGGCACUGCCCGCUUCGUGUGCCAGGCUCAGGGGGUGCCCCCGCCACGCAUCACCUGGCUGAAGAACGGAGAGGAGGUGCACCUGAACGGCAGGAUCAAGAUGUACAACAGUAAACUGGUGAUCACUCAGAUCACAACGGAGGAUGAUGCCAUCUACCAGUGUGUGGCGGAGAACGAGCAGGGCAGCGUUCUGUCCCUGGCACGCCUCAUCGUGGUGAUGUCUGAGGACCGGCCCAGCGCUCCCAGGAACAUCCACGCUGAAACCAUCUCCUCCUCAGCCAUCCUACUGGCCUGGGAGAGACCCAUCUACAACGUUGACAAAGUCAUCGCUUAUUCUGUACACUACAUGAAGGCUGAAGGACUAAACAAUGAGGAAUACCAGGUGGUGAUUGGCAACGACACGACCAGCUACAUUAUAGAUGACCUGGAGCCAGCCUGGAACUACUCUUUCUACAUGGUGGCCUAUAUGCCGAUGGGAGCUAGCCGUAUGUCUGACCAAGUCUGUCAACACACUCUGGAGGACGUGCCCCUGCGUACCCCAGAGCUCAGCCUGACCAGCCACAGCCCUACAGACAUCCAGGUUUUGUGGCAGCCUCUACCAACCAAACUGUCCCGUGGGCACAUCUGGGCCUAUCGUCUGUCCUACCGUACAGCUGCAGACGCCACGGUUCUGUCUGUGGAGCUGGCCCAAAACAGCACCCAGUACCUCCUGGGAGACCUUCAGCCUGAUACCGUCUACCUGCUCCGGAUCUCUGCAGCCACCAGGGUGGGGUGGUGUGAACCCUCCUCCUGGACCUCCCACCACACUCCCAAAACCUCCAGCAUCAAAGUGCCACCUGCCCCACUGCUGCAGCAACUGGAGCCUCUCAAUUGCACCUCCAUCUUGGUUCGGUGGCAGCCAUCUCCAGGCUCCGUGGUCGUCCAGGGUUACCGGCUCUGUUACCACGAGGAGGGUCAACCAGAACAGCCCUCCAUCCAGCUCCAGCCUGAGGACACAGAAUACACCAUCAGUGGUCUGGACCCAAGGCGGAAGUACCAGGUGAAACUGUUGGCAUUAAGCCUUGUAGGAGAUGGUUACCAGGCCGACCAGACUCUCAGCACCCCAGGAUGUGUGUCAAUCCGAGAUCACCCGGUGGCCCAGCCUCCAGCCCCGGACCAUGUGAGAGCGUUGGCUAACGGCUCGUCGGCGGUGUACCUGCGUUGGAGUCGUCCUGCCUUCGCCUCUAGGAAGGUUGUUAGCUACACCGCUCGCUGUACACCUGUGGGCCUGAUGAACGUAUCAGCCAUACGCUACAUACAGACUACCAAUCAGAAUGUGGCGAUACAGGGUCUGGAACCCAACACACGCUAUGAGUUAGUGGUGCGUCUCCAUGCCGACCAGCUGUCCAGUCCCUGGAGUUCUGUUGUCCACCAGAGGACCCUUCCUGCAGCGCCCAGUCGUCCACCUGAAGGUGUGAGGGUGUCUCUGAUUGAGGACGGCACAGCCCUGGUUUCCUGGAGGGAACCAGAGGAGAACAACCUGGCAGUGACACACUACACCAUCCUGUACGCCUCACAGAGGGCCUGGCUGGCCGGACACUGGCAAACACUGCAGAGGGAUGGAAGUAACACCAUGGUCCUGCUGGAGCGUCUGGAGCCUGGUAACGUCUACCUGGUGAAGAUCUCUGCCUCCAACCUGGUGGGAGACGGGCCCUUCUCUACCACUGUGGAGCUGGCCCUGGGGCCCGAGCCAAGACACAGAGGGAAGAGCCCCAGGCAUUCAGACAGCGGAUCCUCCUCAGACACUUCAGUGUUCUCUGAUGGCCAGUACCACAUGGUCCAGAAGUCCAUGACAGGCCUCAUGGUGGGGGUCUGCAUCACUCUGGCUUGUAUCGCCAUCUGUGCUCUCAUCCUCAUCAACAAAGGCAGAUCCAGGAAAUCGUCCAUCUGUAAGAUCAUGGACGUAGUGAACGGUGAGAGACCCCAUGGUCCACAUGCUGGUUUGGCCCUGGCCAAUGAACACCAGGCUGACAACAUAGAGGACCUGAUGCCUGUGAUGGCACAACACUUCAUUGAUGCCAAGGGUGGUUCUAACCUGGUGAUUAGUAGAAAAGGUCCAGUCAAUGGCAGCAACCGCGGUAAGAGAUGGCAAUUCUUCAAGAGGGAGAGACGUAAUACAAAUACAAGCCAGGCUGAGAACAGAGUGUGUCUGUACGAGGCAGGGAAGACCGUGCUGUGUUACGAGGAAAAGGUAGACGCCCCGCCCCUCCAGCCUUCCAGCCUGCAGAUCCUGUUUGGACCACUAGGGGGCUUACAGCGCUCCGUGGGUAGCAGUCGGGGAAGCAGCUCUGGGACCACUGAGACCAGCGAAGGAAGCCACGAGAUGGGAGACUCCGGUCACGAGAGUGAGAAUGAGUAACCCGUCCUGUAAUUCCAGCCAUCCAUCCUUCCGGUCAGAGUUGGAUGACAGCUCAACUCCAGAGGAUGAAGAGUGUUUUAGAAGCGGAGGAAGAAGGAAAUCCUGGUUUUAAAGUGGAAUCUGAGGUGACGACACCAAGCCCAACCCUUACCAUCAUCACCAUCGCCUCCACCGGCCUGAUCAUGACACUGUCCAGCGGCCCUCACGUCCCUGUUCCCUCUUGGCUGAGGAAGCUGCUUAUCCUGUCCAGGCCACCGUCCAAUCAGCAGGCUCCUCCUGACGAUAGACUACCCAGCCUGAAUGUGACUUAGCUACAGCUGAAGCUGCCCACUUCCCCCCCUUCUUGGCCUCCUGAAAACAGGUCCUUGGGCAUGGAACAUACGAGGAGUUAUGAAGAGGGAUCAGGAAGUUGAAGAUUGAGGAGGAAACCGGUGUUUUCUUCAGGUCUAAAUGAAUGUUGUUGUUAUCCUGUUUCAUUUUGAACUCAUUUUCAGUCUGUCUGGUUUGUCUGUUCGGUCUUUAGGGCUGUUUUUAAAAAAAAAACACAGAUCAAGCCUUGUCCUGGAUUGGUGACAGGUAUGUUAUGGUAUCCUGAAAAGCAUGUUGAGUGAUAUUCUCCAUUCAAAGUGGCUUCUUUGCACAGGACCCGGCUUAAUCUGUGUCCAGGGGGCAAUGAGUCCUUAAUGUAUGUUCUAAACCAAAGCUCACACCAAAAAUGAAAGUUCAAAAGAAUGUAAACAAAAAUGUAUUGCUUUUGUGAUACAUUUUCUAAUAUGUUAAUAUAGAUGUAUGUCUUCCUCUGAAGUAGAGGGUGUAGUUGGUGACCCCUCAUUGCUGAUUGUCUACCUCAGUGACUCUGAUUUGUAUAGAGUGCUACCUCAUCUUAACGGUAUAUUGUGGAGUACUGUAUAUAGUACUACCUCAUCUUAACAGUAUAUUGUGCAGUACUGUAUAUAGUGCUACCUCAUCUUAACGGUAUAUUGUGCAGUACUGUAUAUAGUGCUACCUCAUCUUAACGGUAUAUUGUGGAGUACUGUAUAUAGUACUACCUCAUCUUAACAGUAUAUUGUGCAGUACUGUAUAUAGUGCUACCUCAUCUUAACAGUAUAUUGUGCAAUAUUUCCCCAUAACUCAGGGAAUGAAGUUGAAAACAUUUAAAAGCCAUUUUUUCUUACCUGCAUUAAUAUCCUGCAGGAAUGAUUUAGGCUUAAUUUGUUUUUGAAGAUUUGUGAAAAUUCCUUUUUUAAUUAUUAGUUGUUUUUUACAAGGUUGGAAAAGCUUUUAAGUUUUGAAUGAUGAGUCAGUAUAGUUCUACUAUUUAAGUGCAUUAGAUAUCAUCAUUCUCUAUUUGAGUAAGAUAAAGUAACCAAACAUAAACAUUUAACUGGCAUUUCCAGUGCACCCAACCUUAAAAGCUUUAAAAUGGCCUUAUAACGUGGAAAAUGGCUUUGCAGAUGGUCGUAGAUAUAGAGAUCCAAAGAAAAAGUUGUUCGCCUAUAAGUAAACAAAACCUCAAAAGCAACAACAACAACAAAUUCUACAUGCAAUAGGCAUACAGACUAUGCCAAAAUCAUGGGUUCCAUGUACAACCGUUUCCACAGAGUUCUACACGGAACUCAAAAGGGUUCUACACGGAACUCAAAAGGGUUCUACCUGGAACUCAAAAGGGUUAACCUAUAAGGACAGCCAAAGAACCCUUUUGGAACCCUUUCUCCUAAGAGUGUUUGUCUAUUCCUCUUUGAGUUGAAUGCAUUUCUUAUUGUACAUUUCAAGACGAGUUUUAUCCCUGGUUGAAAGCUUUAACUCUUUGUCUUUCAGACGAUUGUUCUCCGUUUGCAUUCUAUCUAAAUCACUGAUACUAAACGCAGCAGUGACACAGAUGUCCCACUGAGCAAAAACUGAUUCAAUCAAUGUUGUUUCCACGUCAUUUCAACAACAAAAAAUGCAAUGUGAUAACAUUGAAUCAACGUGAAAAACGGAUUGAAUUUGAAAAAAAGUCAUCACUGUAAAGAGAAUUUCAUAUUUUUUCAGCUUUUAACCGAAGUCCAAUGUAUUGGCAAAAUGUUUUUGUUUGUUGAUUUCAUGUUGAAUUCAUGUUAGUUGACAACUCAACCAGAUGUAAUUCAAAACUAGACGUUGAACGUUGACGUCUGUGCCCAGUAGGGUGCUAUCAGAUGCCUUCUAUCUAGAUCAUUGAUGCUAAAAUCAGCGGUGACACAGAUGUGCUAUUAGAUGCCAAAGAGUCCUUCAGAUAAAUCAGAUGGGAGGACUUCAGAUUGAUCCUUGGAAUGAUGUCAUUUGAAGCCAGGUUGGGGAUCGGUUCCAUUUCAAAUGUCAAUUAUGGGAGUAAACUGACAUUCCAAUGCCUUUUAAAUGAGCAAAGUUGGCAUUUAGAAUUUUUGUUAACUUCCAGAAUUGAUUGGAUUGGAAUGGAAUUGAGUCCAACCCUGAUAGUAUUUGCUACUCACACAGGACCAAAGAAUCCAGUCAGUGUAUUAACAGUGAUAGUAGGUGAAUUAUUAUUAUUUAUUUUUUUUCCGGGGGAUUUUUCAUCCAUCAACCAGAUUCUAACCUGGCAACUACGAUAUUCGGUAUUCUAACCUUGUUAUGACUAUAUUCUAUAUUUCAGUGUGACAAUACGACAAGGAUUCUGACUAUCAAAUCGAUAACGACUAUGUGUGAAGAGCAACACAAUCAAGUUUUAUAUCUUUGAAAAGCAAUUCAUCUUAACCAAAGACUAAUUUAAAGUCACCGUUGUUUAUUCAUUAGUUCUUUGGUUUUAUUUUAAUUUUUUUUACAUAACAGUAUUUGCAUAAUGUUUUAUGUUUCUAGGAUUUUGAUUCACUGGAAAGGGCAUUUUAUAGUCGAUUCUUUGUGGUGCCAAGUUCCCUUUUUUUUUUGAGCAGCUUGAGAGGUCAAAAAAUGGUUCCGUUUAGUUGUCGAUAUGAUUGUUGUUCAAGAGAUUUCACCUUAAAGAACUUAAAAGUUAACUUUGGGACUUUUUAAAACAUUUUGUUAUUGUUUUGUUCUUUUAGGAUAAUUUUAUUGAGUGUUAACGCAUAUUUUUCAUAGAUGGAUAUAAGAAAAGAUUGGGCUAUUUUCCCUCUUGUCUGUGUUCUCAAAGCCUGUGCCCAGUGGCAGGUUAGUCAGUGAGCCUGUUGCCUGUUGCCUUUUGCAGGACACCAAUUGAACAUUUUGAGUGUGUUGCUUAUUUUUAUUAUUUGGCUCAUUUUUUGUUAUAAUUUCCUGCGUUUGUAAUGCAUAUUUACCAUAUCAUUUUGUAUUUUUUUUAUCUCAAUUGUUAAAACAAAGGUGUUUCUGUGUCACAAUGCACAAGCCAAACUGUUUGGUCCUCUCAAGAUUGUCUCAUCAUUUGAAUAAAACUGUUCCUGAAAAACUA